CAGCGCGUCUCCCAUGCCUAACGCGAAAGUCGUGACGCGCCUCCUGCUGUCCGCCCCCCUCCUGUGCGCAAGUCCACCAUGAAGGCCCUCCACCAGCGACUCAAUCUUUACGCGAACGGCAAUGAAACCUACACAUUCGUACCAGCGGAGCCCGUCGGCGCGCGGUCUCUCACAAUUUACAGAAAUUCAGGUGAUAUAGUACUGAACGCACCGAAUACACCACUGCCCGUCACCGCUGAACGUUCAGGCAAGACUAUAUAUGGCAUCUACGGUCUCAUAUCCCUUGCACUCUCGGAAUACAUUAUUGUUAUCACUGGCCGCGAGCUUCGUGGCCGGCUUAUGGGACAGAACAUUUACCGUGCAACGGAUUACGAGAUCCUACCGUUGAACCCCGACAUCUCGGUGUCCAGCCCACCCCACCCUGUGGAAGCACACUUGUUGGCACUCGUCAAAUCGCAUUUGGCUUCCGGAAACUUCCUGUUCAGCUACGCGUGGGACUUGACCAGGAGGCUACAGGCACAAUGGGCAUCGUUGAAGGAGGAUGGGGAUAAGCCUCUCUGGGAAGUGGCGGAUGAUAGGUUUUUCUGGAACAAGUUUCUGCAGUCAAGGCUGAUUGACGUCACGAUUGGGAACCCGGAUCAGAAUUUGAGCCCAUACAUCUUACCAGUGUUGCACGGAACGUUCGAUAUACGCCCAGAACGCGUCAACGGUCAUCAUAUGCGCCUUUGCCUCAUCAGUCGACGAUCCCGUUACAGGGCGGGCACGCGGUACUUCAGGCGGGGCAUCGACCAGGAUGGACACGUCGCCAAUUUCAACGAAACGGAGCAAAUCCUACUAGUUGGACCUGACGAUAGCAGCGUGCAGCUCAGUUUCGUGCAAAUCCGAGGCAGUGUGCCUGUGUUUUGGGCGGAGAUCAACACGCUGCGCUACAAGCCGGACGUACAGAUCAUGGAGCUGCAAGAGACGGUCGAUGCAACUCGGAAACACUUACAAGAAAUUGUGUCCGCGUACGGACAGUCAAGUCUAGUGAAUCUCGUUGACCAGAAGGGUCACGAGCUGCCGGUCAAGGAAGCUUACGAACGUAAUGUCAAGCAGGCAAAUCACCCCAAAGUCAAAUACGAGUACUUCGACUUCCACAACGAGUGUAAGCACAUGCGCUGGGAUCGCAUACAGGGUCUCCUGGAUAGACUAGAUGAGGAUCUUGCGAGCUAUGGCUACUUCCACCUGGAUGCCUCCAAAUCCGAGCCUGUCAGGAUUCAGACGGGAGUGGUUCGCACAAACUGCAUGGACAACCUCGACAGAACGAAUGUCGGGCAAUCUGCGGUUGCAAAGUGGAUGCUCACCCGCCAGUUGCAAGCGCUGGAUAUCCUUCACGAAACCGAUACGAUUGAUCGCUACGAAGACUUCAUGAGGGACUUCCGCGAGAUGUGGACAGACCAUGCCAAUAUGAUCUCCGUCGCUUACAGUGGCACGGGUGCACUAAAGACCGACUUCACCAGGACUGGUCAACGGACUCGUCAAGGCAUGUUCGAGGAUUUCAGGAACUCCGUGAUGCGGUACUUGAAGAACAACUUCUUUGACGGUGCCCGCCAGGAUGCGUAUGACCUGAUGACCGGUACUUUCAUCCCAAGGAGAGGUUGGGUCCCCUCGACAUUUGUUUAUGACAGCCGACCACUGGUCGUCCGGGCGAUGCCAUAUGUGUUCGGAUUCUCUCUUUUCAUGAUCUUCGCGGGCCUCACGUUGCCGCGCACAUCCGACUACUCGCUCUUCUACUACUUCCUACUUUGGUUCACCCUGGUAGCUUUGUCGCUCAUCUUCAUUUUCGCACACGGCAUCGAAUAUGUCAACUGGCCACGGCUCAUACCGCUCACACAUAUCAUCAACUACAACGGUCCUGGCUUCCGGAGCGGACAGCGGGGCAAAGGCUUCGGCAUCCCAGCACUCGACCUGAACAACCUCAAGUCAUCAGCGCCCGUGCACAGAGGGAAGAUGCCAGGCCAUCGGCGUGCGAAGAGCAGGAUAGAGGAAAUUGAGAUGGGGACGAAACGGGUGGACUAGCGUGGAUGAUAUGGUACCUAUUCUGUACAGACUCAGGACUCGGACUGCGCUCAUGUUCCUCCGUUCCGUCGUAUAUUUAUCCUGCUCGAAACAUCUGGUGACCUUGUUACGGGACCGGAGUUGGCGGCUUCUAUGCCAAGCGACGGGUCAUUGUCUGGGGAGAUCUGGGGACCGGCUGGAUGGCGGACUUGACGAUCGUACAUGCUUCUUUGUUUACCGAUCUAAAGUUGCCUGACCUUCUCGUUGCACCCAUAUACCCACACAAAUCUGGAAUCUCGCACAAAUCUGAUUCA
Molecule: messenger RNA, 2351 nt
Organism: Rhodofomes roseus
Lineage: Eukaryota; Fungi; Basidiomycota; Agaricomycetes; Polyporales; Fomitopsidaceae
Product: SacI homology domain-containing protein
Exons: 15
Coding region: 79-2058 (659 amino acids)
Biological process (GO): phosphatidylinositol dephosphorylation
Cellular component (GO): endoplasmic reticulum
Molecular function (GO): phosphatidylinositol-4-phosphate phosphatase activity
Source: RefSeq, a predicted model, not a curated record